Acanthaster planci (crown-of-thorns starfish) is the source of this 9194-nucleotide messenger RNA. Its product is annotated as SMAD family member 4-like. The record is from RefSeq and is a predicted model, not a curated record. NCBI's taxonomy places the organism in Eukaryota, Metazoa, Echinodermata, Asteroidea, Valvatida, Acanthasteridae. Gene Ontology annotation, biological process: cell differentiation; anatomical structure morphogenesis; regulation of transcription by RNA polymerase II. Gene Ontology annotation, cellular component: heteromeric SMAD protein complex. Gene Ontology annotation, molecular function: RNA polymerase II cis-regulatory region sequence-specific DNA binding; I-SMAD binding; DNA-binding transcription factor activity, RNA polymerase II-specific.
UGUAUUAUGGAUGGAAUGUGUACAACGUAUGCAGUACCAGUGGAAUGUCAAUGAACAGUCAACAAUGCACAGUACGUAAGAACAGAUUCUGCAUCAUGCAUGUGCGACAAUUUUGUUGUGACGGUCAGGACUUUAUAAUGUGAUACGUUUGGAGUAUAUCUGAUCUGCUUCUAAUGAAACUGUUCUGCUACCUCCAUUGCCCAUAUCUGGUAGUUUUAGUCACUUGUGAGACGACUGUAAUCGGAAUUUAAGCUGGUUUGAGGUUGCUGUGCGGAGAGAAGAAACCAGUGGGUGUAGCUCCGAUGAGCCUGGUCAACGCAGCCAUCAUGGCAAGCAGUGCCCCCACGUCAGCCGACGCUUGCCUAAGCAUCGUCCACAGUCUGAUGUGCCACCGGCAGGGUGGGGAGUCGGAGAGCUUCGGCAAGCGGGCCAUCGAGAGCCUGGUCAAGAAGCUGAAGGAGAAGCGGGACGAGUUGGACAGCCUCAUCACGGCCAUCACGACCAACGGCGCCCAUCCGAGCAAAUGUGUCACUAUCCAGAGAACCUUGGAUGGGCGAUUACAGGUUGCUGGCAGGAAGGGUUUUCCCCACGUCAUCUAUGCACGGAUUUGGCGCUGGCCGGACCUCCACAAGAACGAGCUCAAGCACCUCAAGUUCUGCCAGUACGCCUUUGACCUGAAGUGUGACAGCGUGUGCGUCAAUCCUUACCAUUACGAAAGGAUUGUGUCGCCGGGCAUAGAUUUGUCUGGCUUGACUCUGCAGCAGACGGCAGGCCCACCAGGCCGACUGGUCAAAGAUGAGUUCGGUGGCGAGUGCGUCCAGGUGGAGCAUAACAUAUCCCACCCGCCUGGCACCAGCAACGGCUCUUUGGGCAUGGGCCAACGCAUGCACCUCACCGGACCCAUGCCGUCCACUUCACAGAUGAGUGAAUUCAGCCGGAUGAUUGCACCUCACACCAUUAGCACUAGUCUGCCUGUGCCUUUGUCACAACCCCUCAUGGUGAGCACCAUCCCAGACCAACACCCACCACCACAGCCCAAUCAUCCACUCACCACCAGUACUGCAGUCAUGCCACAGGACCCGGGACAGAUAGGUUCGACGAUGCCCCCGAUGCCCCAGCAUGCCAUGGCCUCUCAAAUGCCAGCCUUGCCCCAGUCUCCCAGCACUUCCUUCCCACCUCCCUCUAGGGUCCAGUCCCCAGGCUCCGCCCCACCUUCCAUUCAAUCCCCGCCCAUCCCAGGCCCACCCUCUCAGCAACAGCAGGCUCCACCCCCUCAGGGUCCUCCCCCACCCCCCCAGGGCCCCUCGUCACAGGUUCCGCCACCGGGUCCAGCACAGGUCGGGGGGACCUCGGCGAGCACAUCAGGCGGGCCCGGACCAUCGGGCCAGCCGGGGCCCUCAGGACCCCCACCCGGACCCACGUCUCCAACUAGGUCGACGUCCGACGCUCAGAUGGCCAGAACAAGUACUACAGUCUGGACAGGGAACAACACGAUGUCCUACAAUCCGGGUAUGCCGAGCGGUACGUCCCAGGCGGCCAAUCCGACGAACCCGUACUGGCAGCAGACCAAUCAGAUUCAAGGAGAGAUCCCGCUUAAUGCCCCACUUUCAACUCAGCCAGCCCCGGAGUACUGGUGCUCCAUUGCGUACUUCGAGCUGGACACCCAGGUGGGUGAGAUCUUUAAGGUCCCCUACUCCACCAAUCCGCCGCGGUACCCGUCGGUCACCAUUGAUGGCUACGUCGACCCCUCGGGGGUGGACCGCUUUUGCCUGGGUCAGCUGUCCAACGUCCACCGGACAGAAUCCAGCGAGAGGUCACGGUUGCACAUCGGCAAAGGCGUACAGCUGGACCUGAAGGGAGAAGGGGAUGUCUGGGUGAGAUGUCUGAGCGAGCACGCGGUCUUCGUCCAGAGCUACUACCUUGACAGGGAAGCGGGGCGGGCGCCAGGUGACGCCGUGCACAAGAUAUACCCCAGCGCUUACAUCAAGGUGUUUGACCUGCGCCAGUGCCAUGCCCAGAUGAGAAGCCAAGCAGCCACGGCAAGAGCUGCAGCAUCUGCCCAGGCUGCUGCUGUGGCUGGCCAUGUGCCUGGACCCCAGUCAGUUGGUGGGAUCGCUCCAGCUGUCCGCUACUCGGCUGCGGCGGGGAUUGGAGUGGACGACCUGAGGCGUCUCUGCAUCCUCCGCAUGAGCUUCGUCAAAGGGUGGGGGCCGGACUACCCCCGGCAGAGCAUCAAGGAGACGCCCUGCUGGAUCGAGAUCCACCUGCACCGGGCCCUCCAGCUGCUGGACGAGGUCCUGCAUACCAUGCCCCUGAUGGACCCCCUCGGAAUGGACUAAGAAGGAGGCGACUUAAAAGACAUUUUCUCCAGGCGUCCCCGAUAACUCUUGGAGUUUUGAUCUGAAACUCACAAAUUUGUACAAAGUGCUGCAAGGGGAAAUGGUCAGUCAGAUUUCUGGGGGUGGACAUGCUUUUUCUUUGAACUCUGUACACAUUGCCACUGUUGGACUCCCUGAGUGUGGACUGGACUAGACGUUGCCGGAGGAUGUCAGAAAAUUCCCCUUGAGAAGUUGCCGGAGUUUUUAUUGUUGGAUUGAUUGCUGAUAAGCUUGGUCGGCAUCCCAGCAUUUUUGUCAGAGAUUUUCCACAACUUGAUGCUGCAUGCUGCCCCUCUCCCCGCUUCCUAAAACAUUGAAAUGUUGUGAAACUGAAGAAGGGAUGUUUAGACUUGCCUCGGGUGGCAAAGACCACUCCUUCCGUGUAGAAAGUGAACCCCAACAAUUGUCUGUUUUCUGUUAAGUUCAAAAAUUGUGCGCACAUUUAAUCAAAUUUUUUUGUGUGCACAUUCAGCAAAAAAAGUUGUACACAUACUGUUGAAAUUUUUUGUGCACAUUCAGUUGAACAUUUUUUUUGUGUACGUUCAGUUGUAAAUUGGUUGCGUGCUCUUGCACCAUUUGCAUACGUGCACAUUACUUGUGCUUCUCUCAGCUCUUGUGAGUUGAAUACACAUGGCUAGUUAUAUUUCAUUCAGCGCAUACAUAGAUCUCUCGGACCUAAACUAGUCUGUUGAGUGUGUUCAUUCUAUGCAUUUCGCGGUGAAAAUGGAAGGUCAGUUAUUGUCAAAAGUUAAAUCACGUGUAACCUUUGUAAUAUGUAAAAACAGUGGUUGAUACUGGCCAGAGAAUGGAUUGUCUUAGUCACAAGCAGGUUAAAGCAGGUUUGAAUGUGGCCUCAAGUUUUCAACAGCGGUUGACAAUGUAAGUUGUUACCCUGGGGCGCAAAAGAGCAGGAAAAAAAAUCACCUUGGGAAUUCUGGCUGUUCACUCCUCCCCCAGGAUGCUACAGGUGAGAAGCUAUUAACAACCAGGUGUAUGUAUGUAAAUAUGAUCAGGAAAGAAUGUUAAGGAUUACUAUACUUUGAAGCCAAUGAAGAAAAGGACAAGAUCUUGUAGCUUCUAGCUUGAAUUUGGAGUGGUGUAAGAGGUGAAAAAUGAGGACAACCUUUCUGUCGUAUUUGUAAUGAAUGUAUUUUAUACCUAAUGUAAUAUGUAUGCUGUUCUUCCAAGACAAGAUGGACUCAGUUGUGUAGAGAAUUUUUUCUGAGAAUAACAGAUUGAAAGUGUUAGUAGUGAUUUUUAUAACAUGUACAGAAAGCAGCGCAGAGAUGCGAGUUUAUACUGUUUAAGGACGUGACGGCUCACUAUUUUCAGCCCCUUUUUUCAGUCUAGGAAACCAUGUGAGAUUCGGCGGCCAAACUAGAGGAUAAAGAAAUGUCGUAGGCCAAAUUUGUGAAUGGGAUGUGGUGUCGGGAUAUCAGUCAGUAGUGGCUACAUGUAUUAUGUUUUUUUGUGCGAGUCCAUCUACUGAUUAUUGCCUCUUUGGUUUUAAAAAGGUACCCUCUUGUAUUUUUGAGACGCGUUUGAGCCUUACAUCCCCGCCUUCCUUCCAGCCGACUUUGGCAGGAUAGAUUUUUAAUUUGAUCUAAAGGUCGACUCUGCUCGGCACAAAGGCAGGCAUGGCAGCUUUCCAGUGUCCACCUUGGUGAUAGGCAAACUUUGAGUAGUGUAUAAAUAUAUACAACAGUGCGAUUUUGGUUUAAUGAGAGCGUUAGCAAAGAAUGAAUCAUAGUUGCUGUCGUCAUUUCGUCACGUAAGCUACUAUUGAUGUGGACAGAGUUGCCAUUCACGAGUGGGAAUAAAGCAAGCCAUUCAAAUUAUUCCUUUAAGUUUGAAGGGAACGUUUACCUCAUCCAGUUAUUCCUUAGAACUGCAUUAGGUUCUGUUGAGAACCAGGAACCUUAUUUUAUGUAACCACCGAGUGCAGAACUUUGCUGAGGCAGUAUCUGAAUUACAUGUGCUUGGUUGUGGCUAGAAAUUGCACACAAGCCACAGCAAGUUCCCAUGGGGUUGUGUGUAUUUUCAGCCGCAGCCUAGUGAUUCAGACACGGCCCUAAGCAGGGGAAAAAAAAAAAACUUGCUCAGCAAGAACAGACCACCAAGCACCAACCAAACUAUAAUGUGGUGUAGGCCUAUAGCCCUUUCGAUAUUCGUAGGCGAUAUUGGCUCUUCAGCGUAUGCAUUUGCUGAGUGUUCUUUUGCUGCGAAUAGCAUGCCCACGAAUUUGAACUUUGAGUGCUCUGAAGAGGGUCACCCAGUUGGUAUUCUGCAAAAUCUGUAUGGCUGGUUUUAUUUUGUUUCUUGUUCAUUUCAAAUGGUUUGUGUCAAGGUUUUGUCGUCAGUAGACACUCUUCGAAAUUUGCCACCAUGUUCAUUGUUUUGCAUUAUAGAUGUAUUCUCAGUAGCUUUGUAUGUAAUUUAGCUUUAAAAAGCAUGCAGAUUUUUUGGUUUUUGAUUUGGUUUCAAGAACUGAAUGUUUCAUCCUUCAUAUUCAGCCCUAAUUACUUCUCAUAGAUAGUUGGGUGGGUUGAGAAAGGAAGGAACAGGAUAGAGUUAUAUAUUUCACAAUUUCACAAACCGAUGUUUGGAAUUUAAUAUUUGUACAAAUACUAAGCCUUUAAGUCUAUCAAACUCGUUUUUUAAAGAGCAGAUUAAUGAAUAUCUUUGUGGAUUUGUGUUUAAAAAGAUUGGGUGGCAUUCCAAUGAUUGUCAUUGCGUCAUCAUUAGGACAGUGUGUCCCUAACAACAAAUGUGCACAACUCAUUCCUGGUUUAUGUCAUCUUUUGGGGGGGGGUCAAGCUGCCUCGUUUUUGAGCUCGAGCCGUUUACUUGACCUCGUCCCCGUCUCAGACUUCCUCUCCAAAGUCAAUCUCUGAUUGUAGGUCUGCAGCACUCAAAUUAAAUUGAAGCACUGUCACUUGUUUGCAUCUUUUUGAUGUUUCUGUGACACUGUUGAACUUACUAUUGAGCUCACAUUUUCAAACUUGGGAGGUUUAAAAAAAGAGACGAUACCUGAGACAGUGAUGACACUGAGCACUGGAAAACAGCCUUGGCAGGGGCUGCAUACUCAAUGGGUCAUUGCUCUCAGUUGGGCCUAAAUUUUGAUUAUAACAAGAAAGCCUACGCACUUGCUCUGAUUGGUGCUUGGACUUAAGCCUCUCUCUGUCCAAAAAUGGAAUGCCUUCCCAUGUAAUGGAUGUAACUACAGAACAUUUGAAGUAAUCAUGAAUAAAUUUGAAUAAGUGGAAAGUAAUCAUGUGACCAAUUUGAAUGAGAAGAAGAAGCCAGGGCUCUGUCUUUUUUUUGAAAAGAACCAUCCGUGGAAUGCUGAAUGUUUGCUCUGAUGCAAGUGUUUUAUAUUAAACAUUUGAAUCAGUCGCCAGAAGACAGUGCCUGAGAAGUGUAUUGCUUUUUAAGAACAUUGUACAUGUCGAUGCUGUAAGAGUCGCUGUCAACAUGAAAGGACUGUGAUAUUAUGCACUCAAAAAUAUGAGUUAAAAUACUUUUCCCCCUCCAAGUCAAGAAACUUUGUGUGUUCGUGUGAGGUUGUACGUUGACUAGCAGGGAGUGUCUACAUGCAUUACAUUUUGUGUUUUUCAUUCUCAAAUGUUGGUGACAUAGCCAGUACCAAAUACCACGGUUACGGAACAAACGGGGCUCUGGGCACAGGUGAGGGAGGAUGCUUCAUUUAUACCAGGCAACCAUUUCCCUUGGGAGUGACCACCAACAGCUGAUAACCUUCACUGGUUGACACGUGCUAUAGUCUUCAUCUUAAAUAAUGUACGUAUACCAGUGGACAUAGGUAGACUGUUCCCCGUCCCUCCAUUAUCACUCUUACUCAUUUGUCCUCGAGGCGGGAACCAGGUAGUCGGGCCCGGCCUCAUUGUGCAUGGAACCCAUAAGAUGGAGUGACUGUGUUGUCAAGCUUUCUGUGGCCUUAUUUCAGCCCAACAGCUGUGCGUCAUGUAUCAUAUUUUGCUUGAUUUUGGUGAUUUUGACGUAAAUUUUACCAUAGCCAUUUGUAAUGAAUCAAUGUGUGACUUCAAUUCAAGCAUCGUGUCGAAUGACUUGUACUUGGGAAGGUGGACAGUAGCACCGAACAAAACUGCCAAAUUUCAAAAAUCCAGCUGUCAGGUUUUUCUUUGCGAAACUGAACUCUUGGACUGUUGUAUUGUCAUUAAUCUCAGGAGGAAGUUUGAAGCUGACCCUAGCCACAAGACUAACCCCAAUGCAAUUACACUCGUAAAUUUAUAAAUGCAACUGAUUACAAGUGGUACCACUUUUGAGAGAAAACAGUUUUGAAGAAAUUUGACGUGGCUAUUUAUUUGACAGUGAGAUGCAGAUAACAUUAGAGUGAGGUUCACCAGACUUGAGUUUCCCUAGUCUAGGAAACAUAGCUCUUUUUCGAGUCAUUUUUGGGGGGAGGGCAGAAUAGUUGCUGGAACAUAAAGCAGUGGAAGAACUCAAUGCUAGAAAUUCUAUCAGUCGAUUGACAUUUGAUUUCAGGGGAAAAAAAGACUUCAGAAAAUGUUCUCAUAGUUUAGUGAUAGAUUUAUUACUUGUGGCCCUGUCCUUUGAAAGUUUGUUCCGUUUACAUAUCAAGUAAAUCAGUCUUCAAUGACUCAGGGGUCCAGUCUGACUCGACUGUGCAUAAUUAUAUUUCUUAAAUGGAAGUCAGUUUACAAGUAAAUGUACGUCCAUCUGUACUUCUGUUCAUGAAUGUUUUGUGUUUAUUGCCGUCAAUUAACAACUGUCGUUCAUUAACAGUUGCGUAAGUUUUCUUUAAAAUAUUAAUCCUUUUAUCAUGAAUUCUAUUUCAGUUCCCCAUGACUGAAGUCUUCAAGAAUUUUCACAUUAUAUUGACACGUUCUGUGUCAACAAAGACCUGGGUGUGGACAGGAAACAAAUGUCAUUUACACGUAGUGACGUCAAACAUUUGAAUCGUAGUUUUUUUUAAUGCUUACAAUACAAUUUGAUCUUGAAAUACUUGUCUGGUUAAAAUACAGAGUCAGUUUUUAAAUAAAUGUGUUUGUCUGUAAAUAUGAAUGCAUGCUCAAACAUGUUGCUUAUUUCAGUGGUGUUUAAGUAUUUUUUUUCGAAAUGGUUUUGAAGAAUAGGGCACUUCAUUUAAAAAAAACUGGAGUAAAGCUCGCUUUUGCCCCGUGAAAAGUGAUCAGACACUUUCAUCAAUCACAAUCACAGCCAUCGACUUGAGAUUAAUUAUUGUUCAUAAGAAAGAGAACUCGGACGCCAUUUUAUGAAAUUUAGUUCUUCAGGUUUAAUGUUUUCUCGCUCAAAAUACACGGAAGGCUUCAUUCCCCCACAAUUAGUACACACACACCACCCCCAGUUACUGUUCAAUCACUGAAGAAAAUGUGAACAUUACAAGUAAGAAGACUUGGUUCAGAUGCUCGGAGCACACCCGAACAUCAGUCCACAGAUGUAUAAAGUUGAUGACAAAUCCUACGAGAUAUAUCGCACAGAAACGCUAUUAAAAAGAGCCUAAUAUUGUUUCCCUGAUGAUUUUUAUUUUUGUCGUCUCGAGCAUCUGCAACCUGUUCUUUGCCUGCAUCUGCAUGGAAGCUGUAAUUAGAAUAAUUUAUGCUCUUACAUUAAAGUCAAGGUCCACUUUAAUGCCAGGAUAGACAGGUGUAUUUUGACCCCUCCACUUCUGACUGAGAGAAGGAAUGACAACAUGGAGAGAACAAAAAAUGCUGUACUUUUUGCCCGAGUCACAGCGUGUGUGCUUACAGGUCUGAAGUGUUUGUGGGUGCAGAAACACUGCUCGCUGCUAAACAUGACUGGCCCCCAUGAAUGGCUUCCGAGGGGGGUCAUCAUUAUUCCAGCCGUGGCCUGCACCGCAAGAAUUGUGUAUAAUUACAACUGAACCAACAGCUACGUCGUAAAGACACAACUUCAGGGUGCUUUGAAAGAAACUAUACAUGAGCGUUAUUUCACAAUUAAUUUCAGAUACAAUAAAUCGUAAUUUCUCACAGCCAUGAUAACAUAUUACAUGCGACACGGAAUGUUAGGCGGCCAAAAAUGCCCUUCGAAAGAAAAUAAAAAGAACCACGGUACCAACAGCAUAAGUCUAGGCUCUACUGACAUCUUGGGAGAUCUCUAACUGAUCUGAAACAGAGAUUGGAAAUUUGGCAAGAAUUGUAAUCACCGGUGGCAGAUUUCUGAAACAACAGCCAACAGAGGAAUGCAGCGGGCUAUAUCAGACAGCAAAAAAGGAUACUUCGCCACUGGUGUAAUAGGCAUCAGCAACAAAAAGAUCAUAUACAAGUACAUUACCUAGUAAUGUUUGAUGAUCAAUCUUAGCAUUCUGUAAUGUAACUGACCAAAAAUAAGUACAUACAAAUUCUUGAUAUACUGUCCAAUGUCACACAAGCCAAAUUAUGCUAACUUUGGGGAAAGCAAUGGACCAUAAAAACAGUGGUCUCGGCUUUGACUAGCCUCAUGCCGUAUCCAUCCAAUUCAAGAAUAUCUGGAUGUUCUAACCUUCGGAGGCCACUGCUUCCACGGUCUUUCUCUCUGAGGUUUUAAAUUUCAGCGGCCUGUGAGCGUUUUUAGACAAAGUGGUGGGAGACCUAAACACAAUUUUGUAAUAAAACAGUGUCUGCCAGUAGAAAAAAGGCUUAUCUCCUUGGCUGUAUACUUCUUGGGAAAAAAGAUGGAAGUCAAGUCAUUAAAAAUUGCCCCUGCCUCAGAGCAAGGCUACUUACAACUUUCAAGCAUUGGACAAACUGUCAUGCAAGCACAAAGCACCACAGCGCUUCUAAAUUUACCAACGGA